Messenger RNA from Aspergillus bombycis, 723 nucleotides. Its product is annotated as RNA methyltransferase. The coding region runs from base 1 to 723 and encodes 240 amino acids. Gene Ontology annotation, biological process: 7-methylguanosine RNA capping; 7-methylguanosine cap hypermethylation. Gene Ontology annotation, cellular component: nucleus. Gene Ontology annotation, molecular function: RNA cap trimethylguanosine synthase activity. The transcript is spliced from 4 exons. Lineage: Eukaryota; Fungi; Ascomycota; Eurotiomycetes; Eurotiales; Aspergillaceae. The record is from RefSeq and is a predicted model, not a curated record.
AUGUCUGCAGAUCAUACUACAGAGGAAGCUCCUCCGGAGGUUCACCAUUACAAUGAUAUCGGAGAAGUUCCUUGGGAUAUCCAGAACUAUUGGGCACAGCGCUAUAAAAUCUUCUCCAAGUAUGAUGAGGGUGUAUGGCUAACAGACGAUGCAUGGUUUGGCGUUACGCCUGAGCCGGUUGCCAACAAGAUAGCUGAGCAUAUUGCCAGCGCUGCUCCCGCGUCUCGCAUGAUUCUGGUUGAUGCGUUUGCUGGCGCCGGCGGUAACACCAUCGCCUUUGCACGAUCAGGUCGCUGGAAACGGGUUUAUGCUAUUGAGAAGAAUCCAGCUGUCUUGCAGUGCGCGAAGCACAAUGCCAAGAUAUAUGGAGUUGAGGAUAAGAUUACCUGGUUCGAGGGGGACAGUCUCCAGAUCGUGAACAACCAACUCAAGGAGCUGGGCCCAUACAGUGUUCUGUUUGCAAGCCCUCCAUGGGGCGGCCCUGGGUAUCGCUCCGACAAAGUAUUCAAUAUGAGCACAAUGGAACCCUAUUCCCUGGAUGCGUUAUACAGCGAAUAUGCUUUGUUUACGGAGCAUAUGGCCCUCUAUCUCCCUCGGACAUCGAACGUGAAGCAGCUCGCAAAACUAGUCAAGGAUGGCGAAAAAGCAACAGUGAUGCAUUAUUGUAUGGAAGGCGCUAGCAAGGCGCUGUGCAUCUAUUACGGCGGUUUCAACCUCCAAUAA